AUGGACUCCCUUCGAAGCCUUAAUUCGAAACAGUACCCUGCUAAUGUCCCAUUAACUAUAGACCAUUCACUCUUUUUCACCAUUGCAGUUGGUGUAAAUCCAUGUGCUACAUGUGUCAAUGGGAGCAAGCUAGUGGCUGCUUUUAACAAUGUUAGCUUUGUGAUGCCAACUAUAGCCCUCCUUCAAGCAUAUUACUAUAACAUGAAGGGAGUGUACACACUUGAUUUCCCAGCAAACCCACCAAUUCCUUUCAACUAUACCGGCAACUCUACGGCUAACAUGCAAACCACAAAUGGGACAAGACUAUAUAGGCUGGGGUACAACUCAACAGUUCAGAUUGUGCUACAAGGCACUGCUGUCAUAGCACCAGAGAGCCAUCCAACCCAUCUGCAUGGCUUUAAUUUCUUUGUGGUUGGGAAAGGAAUUGGUAACUUCGAUCCAAAGAAGGACCCGAAUACAUUCAAUCUUGUUGAUCCUGUUGAGAGGAACACAAUCUCAGUACCAACUGGUGGAUGGACUGCAAUCAGAUUCAGGGCAGAUAACCCAGGCAUUUGGUUUUUGCAUUGCCACCUGGAAGUUCACACAACCUGGGGGCUUAAGAUGCCAUUUCUAGUGGAAAAUGGAAAAGGCCCAAAUGAGACUCUGCGACCACCUCCUGCUGACCUUCCAACCUGCUAG
Molecule: messenger RNA, 678 nt
Organism: Prunus armeniaca (apricot)
Lineage: Eukaryota; Viridiplantae; Streptophyta; Magnoliopsida; Rosales; Rosaceae
Source: the annotation of a GenBank genome assembly